GCGAGCAGCGCUGGAGCAGGGGCCGGACGGAGUGGGGCGCGCGCAGCAUGGCGGAAGCGGAAGGGAGUUCGCCGCUCCUGUUGCCGCUGCCACCGCCCCCGCCGGGGAUGGCGGAAGUGGAGGCGCCGACGGCGGCCGAGACGGACCAGAAGCAUUUCAGCGGCUCGGGCAGCAGCGCCAUGGACGUAGAACGGAGCCGCUUUCCCUACUGCGUGGUGUGGACGCCCAUCCCGGUGCUCACGUGGUUUUUCCCCAUCAUCGGCCACAUGGGCAUCUGCACAUCCACAGGAGUCAUUCGGGACUUUGCCGGCCCCUACUUUGUCUCGGAAGACAACAUGGCCUUUGGGAAGCCUGCCAAGUACUGGAAGCUGGAUCCUGCUCAGGUGUACACUAGCGGGUCCAACGCAUGGGACACUGCUGUGCAUGAUGCCUCUGAGGAGUACAAGCACCGCAUGCACAGUCUCUGCUGUGACAACUGCCACUCACAUGUGGCAUUGGCCUUGAACCUGAUGCGCUAUAACAACAGCACCAACUGGAACAUGGUGACGCUCUGCUUCUUCUGCCUGCUCUAUGGGAAGUAUGUCAGUGUCGGGGCCUUCGUGAAGACCUGGCUGCCCUUCGUCCUCCUUCUGGGCAUCAUCCUAACUGUCAGCCUCGUCUUCAACGUUCGGUGAUGGCUGCCUCAUGGCCCUGAACCCACCAGGUUCCUGAGGAGGCAGUCGCCACCCCUUUUGGUUCCAGAUUCUUUCUUCUCACCCCAAAAGGCCGGGAUGGGUUUGCUGGUUUUGAUCCAGGGGUCUGGGCUAGAUGGGAUGGAACAAGGGCUGAAGAUGAGCAUGGGGCGGGGGUGUUUGCUUGUUGUGUCUCACAGGUCAGUAAGAAGCUCCCUGUCCCCUCCUUCCCAGGCUUGUGACCCCCGCCCUUGAGGCACCCUCUUUGUUCAUCUGUUGGAAAGGCCUUAGCUUCCCUCUGUAGUGCUGCCCCUGCCACUGCCUGCUGGGCUCCCUCUGCCUCAGCCCAGUGCCCGGCAGGGAAGGGGAGCACAUUUGGACCACCGGACAAGGCAGCCCAGGGGCCAGAGCUGGAUUUGGAGCACAUCUGCCUGCCAGGGCUCUGGUCUCAGGGUGGGUGGAGUACACUAAGAAGUCUCCAUAAGCUAAGCUGCCCUGGGCCCUUCACCACUAGCCUCUAGAAUGUUCUAGUAGGGCUGGAUGGGCCCCCGAUCAGAUGUCUGCGUGAAGCUGCACUAGGGGUGGUUUGUGCCCCAUCUCCUGGUGUCCUCCAGCCCAUGCAGCCCCUGCUUCCUCCUCUCCCUGGGCUCCCCAGCACGUGAGCCCAUCUCCCCAUGCAGUUGGGGGGCCAGGCCGGGGCUCCCCCAGCCAGUCUGGGGAGAUGAGUGAUGCUGACAUGCCCAGAGUGACCCCCUGCAGACCAGAGCAGUGUAAACAGGCUUGGCUCCAGCCCCAGGUGCGGGCCUCACACCGGCGCGCGGGUGACGGUGCCCCGUGGGUCCAGGACACUGGGGGCCGUCAUAGCAGCCAGCACCAUCAGGGAGCUGUGUCCUCCCACCUGCCACAGCCCCCCGUAACUUCAAGUUGUGGGAAGGACGUGUGCUGCCCCUCCUGCCUGCUCUGCAGAUUCCUUGCGCGGGGGCCCCCUGGGCAGGGCAAUAAAGAGUUCG
Zalophus californianus (California sea lion) is the source of this 1681-nucleotide messenger RNA. It is a transcript of the gene TMEM222, whose product is annotated as transmembrane protein 222. The record is from RefSeq and is a predicted model, not a curated record. The transcript has 6 exons. Lineage: Eukaryota; Metazoa; Chordata; Mammalia; Carnivora; Otariidae. The coding region runs from base 48 to 674 and encodes 208 amino acids.